Impatiens glandulifera is the source of this 1975-nucleotide messenger RNA. RefSeq names its product O-fucosyltransferase 20-like. Lineage: Eukaryota; Viridiplantae; Streptophyta; Magnoliopsida; Ericales; Balsaminaceae. The transcript is spliced from 4 exons. Gene Ontology annotation, cellular component: cytoplasm. The record is from RefSeq and is a predicted model, not a curated record. Bases 202 to 1734 code for a protein of 510 amino acids.
AUUGCAAUGUCUUGACUCCUAACAACUUCUUAAAUACUCAAAAACCAAACACCGAUAAACCGGACUUGGCGCCUCCCGCCGCCGUACUCUCUCUCUCUCUCUAAAGCUCAAAUCUUUCCAAGAAAGCUUCAAAACACAAACCUAAAAUCUCUCCACCAAAAUAAAACAUUCACAUAUUCCUCACAAAAAAACACCAUUAUCAUGGCAAAGCAAAAGAAACAAUCCUACAUUUCAGUCCCUUCUCAAAUAAUCACUUCAAUUUCAUCUUCAUCCCUUCAAUCUCUCCUAAUCUCUCCCAAAAAACCAUCAAAAAUCAAAACAACCCAUUACCUUAAAAACCCCAAAACCUGGUUUUUAUCUCUUAUUCUCUUCACAUCUCUAAAAACCCUCCUAACUUUACUCAAACUAUCAUCAUUUUCUCAUUCUGAAACCAACCCAUAUCAAGAAUCAUCAUCAUUCUGGAACCAACCAAAUGGGUUAUCCUUCAAACCCUGUUUAGAUUUCACCUCAAAUUACAAAAACACAACAGAAGAAAUCAAAACAGGAAGAACAAAGUAUCUGAUAAUAGUUGUUUCCGGUGGAGUUAAUCAACAGAGGAAUCAAAUUGUUGAUGGAGUUGUAAUCUCUAGAAUUCUUGGAGCUACACUUGUAAUACCCAUUCUACAAGUUAAUGUUAUUUGGGGAGAUGAAAGUGAAUUUUCUGAUAUAUUUGAUUUGGAUCAUUUUAAGAAAGUUCUUGUUGAUGAUGUGAGAAUUGUAUCAUCUUUGCCUUCGACCCAUUUGAUGUGGAAACCUGUUGAGGAUAAAAAGAUGCCGCCGGAUGUUUCGCCGGAGUGGAUUAGGUCGCAUUAUCUUAAAAAGUUUAGGAGAGAUGGAGUUUUGCUAUUGCGUGGUCUUGAUUCUAGGCUUUCUAAACAUCUUCCUUCUGAUCUUCAAAAGCUACGUUGUAAGGUGGCAUUUAAUGCUCUAAAGUUUGCUCCAAGAAUCAUGGAGUUGGGUAACAAACUUACCGAAAGAAUGAGGAACAAAGAAGGUCGAUAUCUUGCUCUUCAUCUAAGAAUGGAAAAGGAUGUUUGGGUUAGAACGGGUUGUCUUCCCGGUUUUAGCGACGAAUACGACGCAAUUGUAACCGAAGAGAGGAAGCUUCAUCCCGAACUCUUGACCUCAAAAUCGAACAUGAGUUACCACGAAAGAAAGCUCGCGGGUCUUUGUCCAUUAAACACAUUUGAGAUGACUAGGUUGCUUAAGGCUCUUGGAGCUCCAAAGGAUUCGAGGAUAUAUUGGGCGGGUGGUAAUCCAUUAGGAGGUGAAGAUGCACUUCUUCCUUUGAAAAAUGAGUUCCCUAACUUGUACAAUAAAGAUGAUCUCGUCGAACCGGGUGAACUUGAACCGUUUGUGGGAAAAGCUUCGCUAUUGGCGGCCAUUGACUACAUUGUGGCCGAGAAUAGCGAUGUUUUCAUGGCUUCUCACGGUGGAAACAUGGGCCAUGCAAUUCAGGGUCGAAGGGCGUAUGCAGGACACAAGAAGUUCAUAACACCUAACAAAAGACACAUGUUAGCAUACUUUCUAAACUCGUCAAUACCAGAAACCAAGUUCAACCAAAUCAUAAUGGACUUGCAUCGCGACUCCAUGGGUCAACCCGAGAUGAGGAGUAGCAAAUUGGGUAGGGAUGUUACCAAAUUCCCCAUCCCCGAAUGCAUGUGCAACGAUUCAAAGAGGCACUCAGAUGGGUAAAAAGUGCGCGGAAUCUUGUUAUAAGAAAUGUCUUUGAAAUUGAUCUCGGGUCGAGAAAGUUUCUAUCGAAAGAAGAAUGCAUUGUCAGAGACUAUAAGGAAUUUGCCUAUAUUCCAAAGAGUCAUUUUGAUCAGCUGGCUAAUGAAAUUUAGGAUUAAUUGGGGAUUAGCUUCAAUUUUAUAGUUUGAAAUAUUUUUAUGACUUUUUGUUGUACAAGUAUAUAUUAAUUUAUUUUCUUCCA